AUGUUUCGCAUUUGGGUCGUCAGUUUCUUCAUUGGGACAGACACAAUAUCGACACAGGUGCUUCACAUUGUUCCCCCGGCUCCUGUACUUUCCACAAAGCAGUUCUGCCUCAUCGGUGUCAGCCCUCACCAUUGCAGUCCAGAACACCAGCGUCUUGUUUCGGUAGAGCUUUCCUCGGUAAGGAAGGUCCCAUACCAUCCCAUUCGUCUCCAAGGGGAUGUAGUUGCUCAAGAUGGUUUCAAUUUGGGCAUGGAAGUCUUGCGCUUUUGUAACUUUAUUGGAGGUUUCUCCUUCCCUACCCACAAACAUACCUUCCAAAUCCUCAAGUGCUUGGUCAUGACGAGAAUCCGCAAACAUCUUCUUUCCUCUGGAUUUACCUUCCGAAUAGUUAACCACAAAGCCAACAAUCGCCCAGGCUUGAUCCUUCUUCCGAUAGUCAAGGGUGAAACAGGAUAA
Molecule: messenger RNA, 456 nt
Organism: Seminavis robusta
Lineage: Eukaryota; Bacillariophyta; Bacillariophyceae; Naviculales; Naviculaceae
Source: the annotation of a GenBank genome assembly